This is a messenger RNA of Hevea brasiliensis (rubber tree), 2973 nucleotides long. RefSeq names its product receptor like protein 21. The coding region runs from base 68 to 2854 and encodes 928 amino acids. The transcript is spliced from 5 exons. The record is from RefSeq and is a predicted model, not a curated record. Gene Ontology annotation, molecular function: protein binding. NCBI's taxonomy places the organism in Eukaryota, Viridiplantae, Streptophyta, Magnoliopsida, Malpighiales, Euphorbiaceae.
AUGGAUGUGGAUGAUAUAUAUUUACAUGGAUCAGUCGCAUUAACCAAAACCAGGCUUGAAAUACCAAAUGGACUGGUUCUUGGUGAAAAUUUUCUUCUUGGGCUUCGUAGUUUCACUCCAAAUCCAUGGCUACUACGGUUGCUUCGAAGAGGAGAGGUUGGCUCUCUUAGAUUUCAAAGCAUUUGUCCAUUCCAAUGGGGAUGAUGCAGACCUGCUGCUGCCUUCAUGGAUUCAUGAUAGAAGCAGUGACUGCUGUCGGUGGGAAAGAGUCACGUGCAACUCCACCACCGGUCACGUGAUCAAACUCUCUCUCAAUGAUACGAGGCAAAUAACUUUUGAUGGUUAUUAUGAAGAUAUGAGUAUUUGGUACCUUAACGUUUCUCAGUUUCAGCCUUUCAAGGAGCUUAUAAGCCUUAAUUUAUCUUAUAAUGCAAUAGCUGAGUUCAUUGACAAUGAAGAACUUGCAGAUUCCAAAAGUUUUUCUAAACUGAACAAGCUAGGGCAUAUAGACUUAAGCUGGAACUUGCUUGACAAACAAGUGUUGAAGGUUUUGGGUAAAUUCUCAGCCCUGAAAUCAUUGGACCUGCACAAUAAUUUUAUAGCAGGUCAACUAUCUGAGCAAGAUCUUGCUGAACUCUGCAACUUGAAGGUCCUUAUUCUGCAAUUCAAUGAACUGAAUGGAACUCUGCCAAUUCGUUAUUUGGGCAAUUUCAGUAGUUUGGAAGUUUUGGACUUGAGCAUUAACUAUUUCACUGGGAGCAUUCUACCAAACGUAGGGCAUCUGUCAUCUCUCAGAGCUUUAUCUGUGUCUAAAAAUCAACUUAAUGGCUCUUUACCAACUCAAGGUUUGUGUCAACUGCAGAAACUUGAAGAAAUGGAUCUGAGUCAGAAUUUCUUCCAAGGGACUCUUCCUCCAUGCUUGAGCAACUUGUCAUCUCUUAGACUAUUAGAUCUUUCAGCAAACCAUUUCUCAGGAGAGAUACCUUCAUCUUUGGUAUCUGGGAUGACAUCACUUGAGUACAUUGAUCUGAGUCAUAAUCUUUUCGAAGGUUUAUUCUCCUUCAGCUCAUUUUCUAAUCAUUCCAGACUUGAAGUGGUUCAGAUUGUAAAUGAUAACGAUAACUUUGAGGUGGAAACUGAAUAUUCUAGGUGGGUUCCACCAUUUAAGUUAAAGGUCCUUCGACUGCCUCACUGUAAUUUGAACAAGCCCUCCAACACUAUUCCUACAUUUCUCUUCUACCAGCAUGAGUUGAGAAUUCUUGAUCUUUCUCACAAUAAUUUGACAGGGAGGCUUGACUGGUUGCUUGACAACAAUACAAGACUUGAAUUUCUAUCCUUGAGGAAUAAUUCUUUCGUAGGUCAGCUUCAUUUGCCACCACUUCGCAGUAUGAACAGCCAGUGGAUUGAUGUAUCAGACAAUAAAUUAUAUGGAAAAAUUCAGGCAAACAUAGGGCAGAUGAUUCCCUAUGCAAUUUAUUUGAAUUUAUCCAAAAAUUCUUUUGAAGGUAGCAUUCCAUCCUCAAUUGGUGAUUUGUUCUACUUAGAGCAACUGGACUUGUCUUUCAAUAACUUCUCAGGAAAAGCACCAAAAGAACUGGUUGCCAAUUUGGUCAAUUUGCAGACUCUGAAGCUGUCAGCUAAUAGAUUUCAUGGCCAAAUAUUUUCAGCACACUUUAACUUGACUUGGAUAGAGUUUUUGCACCUGGAGAACAAUCAGCUUACAGGAUCUCUUUCAAACGUGAUCUUGAGAAGCUCUCAGCUUACCGUAUUGGAUAUUAGCAACAACAACAUCUCUGGUAAUAUUCCUAUGUGGAUAGGCAACAUGAUAAAUUUGAGGACACUUGCAAUGAGAAACAAUCAAUUGAAAGGUCCACUUCCAUGUAUUAAUCUCCCAUUCAGUUUUAUAGACCUUUCUUACAAUUAUUUGACAGGAUUAAUACCUACUUGCUUGGAACUACAAAAUACAAUGGGUUUGUAUUUGCAAGGGAACAAGUUCACAGGUUCAAUACCAGAAUCUAUACUCAACUCUUCAACACUGUCAAUCCUGGACAUCAGAGACAAUAAUUUGUCUGGCAAGAUUCCUGAUUCAAUAACUUCACUUCCCAAUUUACAAGUUCUUUUGCUGAAAGGAAAUCAUCUGAGUGGUGUAAUUCCAAUUCAGUUAUGUCAAUUGAAUCAAAUAGGCUUCAUGGAUCUGUCUAACAACCUUUUUUCUGGGUCAAUACCUCGGUGCUUCUACAACAUCACUUUCAAGGAACCGUCGAAUUACUAUUCGUUUAUUCCAGCAUAUUUUAAGCGUACAAUUUAUGAAUAUGGAAGCAUCCUGCUGGAUCAGUACGCAGUUUACGAUCCAAAUGAUGGUUAUACAUAUGAAAAUGGUGCUAUUGACUUCCUCACUAAAAGCGAGUCCCGAUCCUAUGAAGGUGACAUACUGGAUUUCAAGUCUGGAUUGGAUAUGUCAUCUAACAACUUCAGCGGUGAAAUUCCGCAUGAACUAGGAAAACUAAGUCAGAUUUUCGCAUUAAACUUGUCUCACAAUCAAUUGGGAGGCUCUAUCCCAAGAACUUUAUCGAACCUAAGCCAAGUAGAGAGCUUGGAUCUUUCUUAUAACAACUUGAGUGGAGAAAUCCCACCAGAACUCACUGAUCUACACUUUCUGAAGUUCUUCAAUGUGUCUCACAACAACUUAUCAGGUAAGGUUCCAGCCAUCAAACCACAAUUUGGAACAUUUGAUAACAGCAGCUAUGAAGGAAAUCCGUUUCUAUGUGGACUACCGUUGGUUAAAAGCUGUCCAGCUUUUGUUGCACCACAAAACUUGCAAGCAUCUUCUUCAGAUGAAGCUGGAAGAAAUUGAUAGAAAGUUGAUUGUGAAUUUUGCUGCACUGCAACUUUUGCAGCACCAAACAUGUUAUCAAUUAUCAUCAAAUUACUCUUAAUAAGCACUUACUGGCAAACUAUAUUUGGUUUUUGUUA